This is a messenger RNA of Penicillium nucicola, 1410 nucleotides long. RefSeq names its product ankyrin repeat domain-containing protein. Lineage: Eukaryota; Fungi; Ascomycota; Eurotiomycetes; Eurotiales; Aspergillaceae. The record is from RefSeq and is a predicted model, not a curated record. The transcript has 3 exons. Bases 1 to 1410 code for a protein of 469 amino acids. Gene Ontology annotation, molecular function: protein binding.
AUGAAAAAUGCCGCGAUUCAGCAAGACAUUGUGAACUAUGUUGGGGAAAACCUUCAGGCCCAUCCGGUCCUGAAAAGAUACAAAGAACGCCACCGCGAGAUCCAGAAGCUCAUUUCAGAACGUUCCCAAUACGCCCGUCCAACACCUUUAUACCAGGCAUGUUUGUUAGGAAUUGCGGAGGUUGUUGCUGAACUGGUCACUCUCUACGAUGUGAAUGCACCGGGUGGGCGGUAUGGGAACGCAUUACAAGCAGCGAUAUCCCAAGGCCACACCAAUGUUGUAUACACUCUGCUAGAUGAAGCCCCCAGUUUUGAUUCUAGCGAAGAAAACUUGAAGAGUACAGAUCCUAUCGAUGUCAAUGCCCGUGGUGGAGAAUAUGGCACUUCUCUAAUUGCAGCAUCCUACAAUGGCAAGAGAGAGCUAGUAUUGAUGUUGCUACGCAAAGGGUCAAACAUUAAUGACCAGGUGGGUCGGUACGGCAAUGCAUUGACUGCAGCAUCACUCAGAGGCCACAUCAUAGUGGUGCAAGAAUUGUUAAAAAGGAAGGCUGAUUUCAAUGCUUCUACUGUCGGUGGGGAUUACGGCAAUGCCCUCAUUGCAGCAUCCAGUGCGGGCCACCUAGAAAUAGUACAGACAUUACUUCUGCUCGACAAGAACGCAAUGCAGUAUUCUGGGAGUGAAACUUUUGCAAACGCCUUCCAUGCUGCCUCAUAUAGUGGUCAUGAAAAUAUUCUGCAGGCUCUUGCAAACGCUGGAGCUGAUGUCAAUGUCGAAGAUGGUAGAUUCGGCACUGCACUCAGCAAUGCUUGCCUCCGAGGCCAUAUGCCAACAGUGCAGAGACUGAUCAAAUACGGUGCUACAGUCAAUGCUUCCUGUAGGAGAUUCGGAAAUGCACUUCAUGCUGCGUCUCUCGGGGGACACAUCGACCUGGUCAAAUAUUUGCUCGAUGACGGGGCCAACGUCAACGCUUCUGGUGGGAGAUUUGGCAACGCUCUUCAAGCCGCAUCAUUUGGCACCUAUGAUUCUAUGGCUCAAGCUGUACAACAGCUAACGAGUAACAUACUUUCAGAGGAUGCGCCGGAUUUUCUACGGGACAUAAAUGCACUAGAGCUUGCAUCCUUGGGUGCGUAUGAAUGGGAUAAAGAGACGCUUGAAGAAUUGAGCGAAAUGGUGCUAUCAAUGUUGUUCGACAAACCUUCUACUAUGGAUUCUGGAAGAAAUGAUUCAUUCCUACAUGGAUCACUUGUGGACCGUGGGCCAUUGGUACAGCUGUUGCUGGAUAAUGGUGCCCACGUGAAUUCCCCUAGUGGAGAAUAUGGCUCUGCACUUCAAGCCGCAUGUUCCCAGGGUCUUGACACAGUGGUAGAAGUACUACUAAACGCCAAGGCAGAUGUUCAGGCCUCAGGUUGA